AUUAAAAAAACGUCUAGAGUCUCCAAGUUCGUGACAUCGUCUGACGGUUGCAAAAUCUUUGCUGAAGGCGUCGGCAACCUCGAGGGUCCAACUAUCGUUUUGGUUCACGGCUUAGGAUUAUCCACAGUCGUAUUCAACAACCUUUUCAAAGACGAUCAGCUACUUGCCAAAGUUUAUCUGGUGAGAUAUGACAUGAGAAGUCAUGGCAGAAGCGGCAGACCCGUGAACCAGAGUGACUAUUCCUCCCAGAAUUUCGCAGCAGAUUUCAUGGCUGUUGUUGAGGGAUUUAACCGUCAGAAACCUUAUUUACUCGGCUGGAGUCUAGGGGGAACUGUUGCGACAGAUAUCUGCACCCACUGUCCCGCAGGCUAUGUGUCGGGCAUCAUCUACGUGUCCGCGCUUCCUUACAUCGGAGCGAUCAUGAUGGACUUGGCAAAAGACUUCCUUAAAAACCUUCGUCCAAGACUCGUUGCACAGGAUGUGGCUGAUGCGCUUCAAGCAAAAAUUGACUUUGUCAAUUCCUCAAUCAAUUAUUGUAACGCUUCGAACUGGGACGACCGCUUACUUUGGGUUGGAGCAUUCAGUCACCUGAAUGCCAACGAUAUAUUGAACGCUAUGUCGCGGCAGCAAGAUCCAGAACCGCUUUUGGCUGCGGGGAGGGAGGGAUUGAGAUUGCUUCAUCUAUACGGAGAUGCUGAUCAACAACUGGACAACGCGGUCGCCGAGGCACAAGUAAGCCAGCAUUUCAUUAGCAGGAAAGUUGUUGUCAUCAAGGGUGGAAGUCACGCGUUAUUUUAUGAAUUCCAAGACCAGGUUGUCGAGGAAGUUCUUGCGUUUGUUACCGAGUAGGUUGCAUGCCACCGCUGCGAGUUAUGGACCGUCAAAACUCCGUGCUGUAUUACUUGACAAUAGAAUGAUGCCGCUAAAGACUUGAACCGCUGUACGUCC
This is a messenger RNA of Suillus fuscotomentosus, 948 nucleotides long. Its product is annotated as Alpha/Beta hydrolase protein. The annotation marks the transcript as partial. Lineage: Eukaryota; Fungi; Basidiomycota; Agaricomycetes; Boletales; Suillaceae. The record is from RefSeq and is a predicted model, not a curated record. The transcript has 4 exons.